AUGUACAUCAAACAGGUUAUCAUCGAGGGUUUCAAGAGCUACAGGGAGCAGGUCGCCACGGAGGAGUUUUCACCCAAAAUCAACUGUGUUGUUGGUGCUAAUGGAUCGGGAAAGACAAACUUCUUUCAUGCCAUCCGCUUUGUGCUGAGCGACCUGUUCCAGUCCCUGCGUGGUGAAGAUCGUCAGGCUUUGCUGCAUGAGGGCGCAGGGCAGCAGGUGCUGUCCGCGUUUGUGGAGAUUGUGUUUGACAACUCCGACAACCGUCUACCGGUGGACAGGGACGAGGUACGGCUGCGGCGAGCCAUCAGCGGUCGCAAGGAUGAGUACUGGCUCGAUCGCAAGCACAUCACGAAGCAAGAGGUUCUCAACCUUCUGGAGAGUGCUGGCUUUUCUCGCUCCAACCCAUACUAUGUGGUGCAACAGGGAAAGAUUGCGUCGUUGUCACUGAUGAAGGAUGCGGAGCGGCUGAACCUGCUCAAGGAGAUUGGAGGCGCACGCGUGUACGAGGAGCGGCGCAAGGAGAGCCUCAAGAUCAUGCAGGAAGCAGAGGUGCGCCGGCAGCAGAUUGCAGACUUCCUCGCCCACAUCGAAGCCCGUCUCAAGGAGCUGGACGAGGAAAAGGAGGAGCUCAAACGCUUCCAGCUACUGGACAAGCAACGCCGCUCGCUCGAAUACGCCAUCUUCGAAAAAGAGCUCGCAGAGGCUCGCGAUCAGCUGGAAAACGUAGAGUCGCGGCGGCAGCAGGUGCAAGAGCGCACGAGUGGGACCCACCAGAAGGCGCGGGAGCGGCAGGAGGAGGUGAAGGAGGUGGAGCGGCAGCUGAAGGCGAAGAACAGGGAGCUGCAGGGUCUGGUGCAGGAGCAGGAGCGCGUGGAGGAGCAGAGGAACGAGGGCAUGCGCGCGUGCAUGAGGCUGCGGCUCGAUGUGAAGGAGCUCGAGCAGGCGCUAGAGGCGGACCAAGGGCGCAAGCAAGAGCUGGAGGCGGAGCUGCAGCAGCUGCAGAGGGACAUCGCCAAGUCAAACGCUGACCUGGAGGCGAUUCACCCGCAGCACCAGCAGCACGUGGCAGAGGAGAAUGCGCUGAACAAGAGGCUGGCAGAGUGUUCGCGCCGACUGGACGCACUGUAUGAGAGGAAGGGGCAGAAGGCGCAGUUCAAGAGCAAGGACGAGCGCGACCGGUGGCUCAGGCGCGGCAUUGCAGAGCUGGAGCAGCUGGUGCAGCGCAGUGCAGCACAGUUGAGGGGUCUGGAGGCAGAGAGUGAGAGGCUGAGGCAGGCGGGGCAGCAGCUACAGGAGGAGAUGGAGCAGAAGGGACAGCAGGUGGGGGAGGCAGAGGCGGAGGUAGCACGAUGUGCAGAGGAGAUGCGAGGGGCCAAGGCACGGAGGGACGAGCAAAACAGCCGCCGCAAGCAGCUGAUGAAGCAGGAAGCGGACCUGGCAGCAGAGGUGAAGCGAGUGAGCGAGGAGAAGGAUCGAGCGGAGGGGCAGCUGGACAAGUCAACCCCCAGGGACAUCCGCCGCGGGCUCUUCUCGCUGCGCCAGAUAGUGAGGGACCAUUCCAUCCGGGGGGUGCACGGGCCGCUGCUGGAGCUCGUAGCCUGCGACGACAAGUUCGUCACUGCGGUCGAAGUCACCGCAGGCAACAGCCUGUUCAAUGUCGUGGUGGAUAAUGACGAGACUGCCGCCCGGCUCGUGCGGUACUUGAACCAGCAGAGGGGCGGGCGGAUCACAUUUAUUCCGCUGAACCAGGCACGUGCACCGACGGUGGCGUGUCCGGAGAGGCAGGACGUGGUGCCACUGCUGUCCAAGGUCAAGUACGAGCCGCAGAUCGCUGCUGCUUGCGGACAGGUAUUUGGCCGCGCUGUGGUCUGCCGCGACCUGUCAGUGGCAGCUGACGUGGCACGCUCUGGAAGCUUCGACUGCAUCACACUGGAAG
Messenger RNA from Closterium sp. NIES-65, 1936 nucleotides. Lineage: Eukaryota; Viridiplantae; Streptophyta; Zygnematophyceae; Desmidiales; Closteriaceae. The record is from the annotation of a GenBank genome assembly.